AUGCCACAGCUAUUGGUAUUGAAGGAAUGUUGGUCGAAAGGUUUUCCGAGUAAUGAAUUCGGUUAUGUUUUGUAUCCAUUUUUGUGUAUUUUCAAACUUUUCGGUUUCGCGCCCAUCGACCUAAAAAAUGGUGAAAAUUUACAUAGUAAAUAUGGAAGACUAAAAUUGGAUAUAUGCUCUGCUACUUGGACUGUGAUUAGUGCCAUUAUCUAUAUUGUUGGUUUCAGUUAUGCCGUACAUCAGAUGAGCAUCACAAAUCACUGGGGACACAUACAAUCAGAAAUUCCAUUCAUCACAAGUUGGGCACAAAUUGGUUCACUUUUUCUAUUAGGCGGCUUAGCAGUGUUAACAUCAUGGCUUCAUCUACCGAAUAUGCUAAAAUUAUGCAAUUUAAUUUAUAAAAUAGAUCAAUAUCUGAAAGUGUAUAUGAAUGUGCAAAUAGAUUAUAAACAGUUACGUCGGCGAUUAUUAAUUGAAUUCACAUUACUGUUUCUGGUACCGACGACAUUAUCUAUGGUUAACUGCGUUGUUAUACAACCAAUACCAGAUUUAAGUUUCAAUUCGUCCUGCUACUGGUUCAUUUGUUUUGCACCAAUCAUGCUGCUAACUUUUAAGGAGUUUCAAUUCUACAAUCUAUUAUUCAUACUUAAAUCAAAAUACGACCUUAUAAACGAGAAACUACAAUUCUAUAUACAUGGCUUGGAUAAGAAGAAAGAAAAACUGAAGAGUAAAUCAAAUUCAAUAUCUGAAGUACCAUUAGCUUCUAUAGUAACGACAACAAGCGUCAAAGAAAUGGAAAUACUAGGAGUAGACACUCUACAAAAUUUACUAGAUAUAUUCUCUCUCAUCACAGAUGCUGUGGAACUGGUUUUAAAGAUUUUCUCAUGGCAUUUACUAUUGACCACCACAAUUUCGUUUCUGACUAUUACCGUUCAAAGUUAUAAUUUAUUCGCGGUACUCAUGAAGGCCUUGGAGAUGUUGCCAUAUCAAAUUUUCUUUAUAAUCGCUUGGAUUUUAAUACAAAUAUUGACAAUCGGCAUAAAUGUCAGUGCCUGCAGCAUGACUGCUAAUGCGAUGUCAUCUGCUGGUCCACUUGUGCACAAACUAAAGAGACAUACAUCUAUAGAUCCUGCCUCUAGCUUUUAUCAAAUCAUUCAAAUAUUUUCUAUGGAAAUUUUACAUCGUCAAAAUAUUUUCACUGCAGCUGGUUUCUUUGAUAUAAAUUAUAAGCUCAUCACUUCGAUUAUAGGUGCAGUUACAACGUAUUUGGUGAUAAUCAUACAAUUUCACGAAGCCACUGCAGAUAUGACGAGUACUAAACUAAAUGUGACGCACCCGAUAAAUAUGUGA
Teleopsis dalmanni is the source of this 1350-nucleotide messenger RNA. RefSeq names its product putative gustatory receptor 28b. Lineage: Eukaryota; Metazoa; Arthropoda; Insecta; Diptera; Diopsidae. The record is from RefSeq and is a predicted model, not a curated record. Gene Ontology annotation, biological process: sensory perception of taste. Gene Ontology annotation, cellular component: neuronal cell body; axon; dendrite. The transcript has 4 exons. The coding region runs from base 1 to 1350 and encodes 449 amino acids.